CCCUUACUCUCUCCAUCGCUCUCUCGCUGUCUUUGCGAGAGGAGUUCGGGCAGUAACUACGUCAGCCUUCAGCGAGCAGCUGAGGAGAUCUGUGGAACUCAUAUGUGUGUGUGUCUCUCUCUCAUCCUUCUCUCAUAGUCUCCAGCUCAUGCCUCUACUCUCUCUGGAGUCUACGACCGUGGCACAUCCUGGGGCACUGAUACGGCGAACGAAGCACCUCCUCUCACCAUCUGCACUCCACUACUCAAACAGCAGCAGACCACAGCACAAACCAAGGAGAAAAGAAGGAGAGAGUGGAAGCAAAGGAUGGAAGAGAAGAAAAGAAAGAUGGGAAUCUGAGGAAAAAGUGCGGAGGUAGGAGAGACGGAUGGACAGAGUAGAAAAAGUGAGUAAAGGAAUAGUAUUGGAAGAAUAAAACCGAGAUGAAGUGGGGAACACAGAGCUGAUAAAGGCGAAACUGAUAAGAGAAAUAUAUUUCUUAUAAAUAGGAACGUAGCUGGGUCCGGCAAAGAAUAACAACCUUAGAGAGAGAAGAUUUAGAAAAAUAAAUUCUAACAGUCAUAGUGUGGUAGAAAAGCUGGUGAAACGGAAAAGAGCAAAGGCUCAGGGAGAGAUCAGCAGGGGGGAUCAGAGUCUUUUGCAAAGGACUCUUCAAACACAGCCCUGGCAAACCACAUGCCCAUCGAAUUAGUUUGUAAAAUUAAGUUUGCUAAAGGCCACGAAGCCAAGGGGGCCUCAACAGAAGGAGGCGGAACGGUUAUGCUAGAUGAAGGCCUUCGGCGUCAAAAAGGAGGUAUGGCUGACCUGGCGUCCUUUGCGAGUUCCUCUUCGCUACACGGUCUGGCUCGGGUAUUGGGGACCUCAGGGCACAUGGGAUUCAGACAGACCCUUUGGGGACUGGCACUGUUGGUCUCGCUUGGUCUCUUCCUGUACCAGGCGACAUGGAGCAUGGUGACUUUUCUAGAGCGACCCCAUCUCGCAGCUAUGAGGGAAGAAACCCGCCGUGAGCUCACCUUCCCAGCCAUUACCCUCUGUAACGUCAACCGAUUUCGCUUCUCAGCCCUCACCGAUGCGGACAUCUACCACUUGGCUAACCUCACCGGCCUGCCGCCCAAGAGCCGUAAAGGACACCGGCCAAGUGAGCUCCAGUACCCACCCCCUGACAUGCUAGACAUUUUCCAGAGGACUGGCCACCAGCUGGAAGACAUGCUGAAGAGUUGUAACUUCAGCGGGCAGAACUGCUCGAGCAAAGACUUCAGCGUGGUGUAUACACGGUUUGGGAAAUGUUACAUGUUUAAUGGAAACAAGACGUCACCCAAGCGGGUAAGACAAGGCGGCACAGGAAAUGGACUGGAGCUGAUGCUGGAUAUUCAGCAGGACGAGUAUCUGCCCAUCUGGAGAGAAACCAAUGAGACGACACUGGAGGCAGGUAUUCGGGUUCAGAUUCACAGUCAGAACGAACCCCCGUACAUCCACCAGCUAGGCUUUGGGGUCUCUCCAGGAUUCCAGACUUUUGUUUCCUGUCAGGAACAGAGGGUAACAUACCUGCCACAGCCGUGGGGAAACUGUCGGGCUUCGUCUGAGCCUGUGAUCCCAGGAUUCGACACAUACAGCAUCAGCGCUUGCAGACUGCACUGUGAGAGCACACAGGUGCAGAGAGAGUGCAACUGCAGGAUGGUGCAUAUGCCAGGUGAUGCUGAUAUCUGUUCACCCAGCAAAAUCAAGUGUGUUAACAAGGCGUUAGCUUUACUCCAGAAGAGCACAGGUGACUCAUGCCCCUGCGAGACACCCUGUAAUUUCACUCGGUAUGGAAAAGAGCUCUCUAUGGUUAAAAUCCCCAGCAGGGGCUCCGCUCGCUACCUUUCUCGCAAAUACCAAAAAUCGGAGGAAUACAUCAGAGACAACUUUCUCAUCUUGGAUAUUUUCUUUGAGGCCCUUAAUUAUGAGACAAUUGAACAGAAGAAAGCGUACGACAUCGCUGGUCUGUUAGGAGAUAUUGGCGGACAGAUGGGGCUCUUCAUUGGAGCCAGUAUUCUUACUAUACUGGAAAUACUUGACUAUAUAUACGAGGUGGUCAAAUGCAAAAUCAAGCAACCCCUGAAACCUAAAAAGAGUCAGAAAAAACAAAACCAAAGGAACUUGAUUCAAGAGCAGAUCCAGAGAACAAAGAACAUGCGAGAACUGAACCUGCGAACACAGCUGGCAGAUAGAACUAUAGCUACUGUAAGAUUUGAAGAAGUCAAAGUCAAGGAAGCUAAUGAAGUGGCUCAACUCCACAGUGCACAUCCAACUUCAAUAUUGCCAAAUCAUCACAAUGCACAAGCAGUUGUACAGCAGGACUUGGCUUGUUAAGGGAUGCCUCUUCUUCUCUUUAUUUAAUUUUCAUAUCACUGAACUUUGAAAUUGGGAUUCUGAAUGGACCCUGCAAACUGAAAUACAAAUUUCAUUUUUUUCCCACUUAUAAAAGCUAAAGCCAAACCUUAAUCCAGGGCCAGGAAUCAUGUGAAACCUGCUCAAACCAGUCACACCAUCACUGGUCUCAUUGUUCAGGUCAAUACCAGAUGAAGAAAUCACACAAUGUGAUUCACAUGUGCUUUUGUUGAUUUUUUUCCCCCAUCUGGGUUGUCCUAUUAUGGACUUCAAAGAAGAAAGGACCAGAGAGGAUCACAUUCGAUCAGAAUGUUGCAUUUCACGUAAAUUAACUAUUUGUCAGGACAAAUAAGAACUAAAUGAAAGUUAUAAGGAAAACAGAGAAAUGAAGCAAACAUACAGCUGUUGCUAAGUGCAGAAAAAUGGGUUUCUACGUGAUUCUUCAUUUGGUAAUGUACAGUGUUUGCAUAAUUUCACCUUUUACAUUUCUUAAUAACAUAAGGAGACUUCUCAGUAGGAGAACAGCUAAAAUAUACCACUUGGUUAUCUGUAGGAGUAGGUGUUUGUUUGU
Messenger RNA from Carassius carassius (crucian carp), 2941 nucleotides. RefSeq names its product acid-sensing ion channel 4-B-like. The transcript is spliced from 10 exons. The record is from RefSeq and is a predicted model, not a curated record. Gene Ontology annotation, biological process: sodium ion transmembrane transport. Lineage: Eukaryota; Metazoa; Chordata; Actinopteri; Cypriniformes; Cyprinidae. Gene Ontology annotation, cellular component: membrane. The coding region runs from base 676 to 2352 and encodes 558 amino acids. Gene Ontology annotation, molecular function: ligand-gated sodium channel activity.